Messenger RNA from Dendrobium catenatum, 1383 nucleotides. RefSeq lists its product as uncharacterized. The transcript has a single exon. Bases 1 to 1383 code for a protein of 460 amino acids. Lineage: Eukaryota; Viridiplantae; Streptophyta; Magnoliopsida; Asparagales; Orchidaceae. The record is from RefSeq and is a predicted model, not a curated record.
AUGGCUGGAGCUCCUCCUUCCAACCCGUGGGGGAAGAUCUCGAGCCCGAUUCAAGGCUUAAACAGGGGCUUUUUUGCUUUAGAAGGAGAGGAUGCAGUUUCUUCGCCUUCUCGUUCCUUUAAGGAUGUUCUUGCUGCUGAUCCGAUGUCAGGUGACAAAAUCCCUAACUUAACUCAAUCGACGUUUAAUGGAGUUCCGGCUGUUCAACUUUCGGACGAAGAUGUCCUCAAACUUGCUUCUCCAUUUCAGUUCACCUUGGUAGGAAAGUUUGGUUUGCGUAGACCGAAUCUCGACUCUAUUCGUAGUUUUUUCGGUAAUUUGAAGUUAUCUGGUUUCUUUUCUGUUGGUUUAAUGGAUUCUCGCCAUGUUGCUAUUCAGCUUUCUAAUGAUCUAGAUUAUAGUAGGAUUUUUGCUAGAAGGGCUUAUUUCAUUAACAACUGUCAAAUGCGCGUUCUUAAAUGGACACCUUUUUUCGAUGUUAAAGAGCAAUCUCCCAUUGUUCCAAUUUGGAUCUCUUUUCCUAACCUAAGAUUGCAUUUUUUUAACCCAAAAGUGUUGCAUGCAUUAGGAUUGAUUUUUGGUAGACCGCUUCAAACUGAUCAGGCAACUGCUGCUAGAACUCGACCUUCUGUUGCUAGAAUUCUGGUGGAAGUUGAUAUUUCAAAAAAACAUCUGAAAGAGGUUUGGGUGGGUUCUAAAGCCUUUGGUUACCUUCAAAAAGUUGAGUUUGAAAAAACACCGGAUUUCUGUCAAAACUGUAAGAUUCAUGGUCAUUCUGUUACUGAGUGUUUCAAGUUGCAUCUGCAUCUUAAAAAAACUAUUGCUCAAAAUAAAGUGGUUUCGGUUUCUGAAGAAAAUCUCGUUGAAUUACCUUCCAAUAAUGCUGAAAUCCCUGUGAAUUUAGAACAAAAUUUAAAUACGGUCAAUGUUUCUGUUAGCCCUACUGUUACAGAGAAUCCGAAAAAUAAAUUUUCGGUGUUAGAUAACAUUAAUGAAGAAAAUGAAGUAAUCUCUAAUGUCUGUACGAAGGAACCUGACAUUUAUAUAUCGAUAAACUCUAUGCUUAAUUUGACUAAAGAUAUGCUUGAUCAUACUCAUAAACAGGUUGAGGUUUCGAAUGAGCAUGCUAGUGCAGAAAAACAGAGAUGUGAGGAAGGGGAAUUUAUCCCCAACUUAAACAAUGAAAUGGAUCUUUACGAGGUGGCUGGUAAUAUCAUGGAGAAUAAAGAGGAUAGCUUUACUACUAAUGAAGUUGGUAAGCUUUCUUCCUGUGAUGAAGAUGGGGAGUUCAUUAAGGUGGGAAGGAAAAAGGGUAAGAAUAUCUUACCUUCGACGCCUCGUUCAACCCGUGCUAAAAAUUCUACAAAAUCUUUUAAUGGUUAA